Messenger RNA from Plasmodium berghei ANKA, 861 nucleotides. Its product is annotated as conserved Plasmodium protein, unknown function. The record is from RefSeq and is a predicted model, not a curated record. The transcript has 2 exons. NCBI's taxonomy places the organism in Eukaryota, Apicomplexa, Aconoidasida, Haemosporida, Plasmodiidae. Bases 1 to 861 code for a protein of 286 amino acids.
AUGGAUUUAAAAUGUGAAAUAGAAAAUGAAAUAGAGGAUAACAAACACAAAAAUGAAAACCAAAUACAUUCUUAUAUUAUAGAAAAAGAGAAGAUAACUAAGAAUACUCAAUCUGAAUGGAGUGGUAAUAAAUUUCAGGAUACAAUUGAUGAAAAUAAAAAUAAUAAAAUAAAUUCAAGUGAGCAAGAAUUGGAAAAUUAUAAAGAAUCCUCUAAUAUUGAUAAUACUUCAGAAAAUAAACACAACAUCAUAGAAUAUUCUGAUAACACUCAAACAAAUUGCAUACAACAUCCAAAUGAUAUACUGGAUAGUAUUCAAAAUGAUUAUCCCUCAAAUGAAGAAGCUCAAAUAAACCAAAACAAUAAAGAGGUGAAUACUUCCGAAAUUGAAAAGGGAGACAAAUUUGAGGAUGAGAGUUUUUUUAGCAACUUUUCAGAUUUUCAAAAAGCCGAAGAAAAAAAUGUGCAGAAAAAAAACACACUAAUAGAUAUAUACAAUGAAAUGAAAAAUUACGAAGAAGACUUUUUAAGCGCUUUUGAAAAAUUGUAUAAAAAAAAUAUAGAAAAUAUAUCUUUUAUGGAAAAAGAAAAGGAAAACAAAGCAGAAUCCGAUAUUGAUCUUAUAUCUAUAGAUUCCAUUUCCGCAUUUUUAAAUGAUGAAAAUGUUCAUAAUUUUAAUCCUAUACCCCUUGAGCAUUAUAUUAGCCAAAACAUAAAUUAUUUUGUUCAAGAACAAACGAGAUUAAAUAAAAAAAUUAAAUUAAACAAAAGUUAUUUUAAUAAUAAAAAUUAUUACAACACCUUUCCUUCAAACCCUAAACAAAGAAUAUUUAAGGAAUAUAAAAAAACAAUAUGGAAAUAA